Molecule: messenger RNA, 558 nt
Organism: Rangifer tarandus platyrhynchus (Svalbard reindeer)
Lineage: Eukaryota; Metazoa; Chordata; Mammalia; Artiodactyla; Cervidae
Source: the annotation of a GenBank genome assembly
AUGUCACCUGGUAAGCCAGAUGGAGACAUCCAGGAGGUAGUGGGGUGUGAGGACCUGGAGUUUAAUAGACAUUGUAAUGCAGGCUUUGAUUUGUUCACAGAAGUUUUGAAAGUGGUUGCGUUAUCAAGAAAACGUCUGAGGUAUUUGAAUCGAUUCAGCAGCGAGCUGGAGCAGAUUGAGCUGCGGAACAGCUUCAAGGACAGGCAGGGCCGGAGGCACUGCUCUCGGGAGGCGGCCAUCAGGCAGACCCUAGAGCGGGAGCGGCGGCAGUACCAGGCCCACGGCCUCGACAGCUCCAGUUCGGCAUGUCCCAAAGCAAAGCCCAGCUUUUCUCCUAAAACUGGCUCCUUCUGUGCAGUCCGUGUUUCGGUCAGGGACAUCACCACUCGCCCGCCGUCCUGCAGACACUUCAGGCCCCACGUCCAGCUCAUCAGCCGGACGCACUUGGCGUCUGAGGACUUGCGCUGCCGCUCCGCUGCCCGCGCUCGAGCCGCCCGGAUCUCAGCUCUGCCCUCGCGCUGGCCUCCCCAGGCGGCUCUGUGCUCAGUCUCGACCUGA